Molecule: messenger RNA, 1485 nt
Organism: Pteropus alecto (black flying fox)
Lineage: Eukaryota; Metazoa; Chordata; Mammalia; Chiroptera; Pteropodidae
Gene: HSPBP1
Product: HSPA (Hsp70) binding protein 1
Exons: 8
Coding region: 162-1235 (357 amino acids)
Molecular function (GO): protein binding
Source: RefSeq, a predicted model, not a curated record
GCUUAAGUGCAAGGCAAGAGCCUCAGCCCAAGCUACGGCCCGAAAUCGGAACUUCCGGGCGAGACCGUGCGUAUUUCCGGUCAAGAUGGCGGCGCCCACCAGAGGCAGGUGCGGGCGACUCUGUCUUUAGUAUCGGCGGCGACUCGAGGUCUGGAGAGCUCAUGGCGGACCAAGGCUCGGGGGGCAGUCGCCUCCCGCUGGCGCUGCCCCCAGCCUCCCAGGGUUGCUCAUCAGGCGGCAGCGGCUCCUCGGCGGCGGGCACGGGCAAUCACCCGCCCCCACGCAGCCUCCAAGGCCUGCUGCAGAUGGCUAUCACGGCGGGCUCUGAGGAGCCAGAUCCCCCUCCAGAACCCAUGAGUGAGGAGAGGCGCCAGUGGUUGCAGGAUGCCAUGUCGGCCGCCUGCCGGGGCCAGAGGGAGGAGGUGGAGCAAAUGAAGAACUGCCUCCGAGUGCUAUCCCAGCCCAUGCCUCCCUCGGCUGGGGAGGCUGAACUGGCCACUGACCAGCAGGAACGCGAGGGGGCCCUAGAGCUGCUGGCCGACCUGUGUGAAAACAUGGACAACGCUGCAGACUUCUGCCAGCUGUCGGGCAUGCACCUGCUGGUGGGCCGGUACCUGGAGGCAGGGCCCGCGGGGCUGCGGUGGCGGGCAGCACAGCUUAUCGGCACGUGCAGCCAGAACAUGGCAGCCAUCCAGGAGCAGGUGUUGGGCCUGGGUGCCCUGCGCAAGCUGCUGCGGCUGCUGGACCGAGACCCCUGUGAUUCGGUGCGCGUUAAGGCCCUCUUCGCCAUUUCCUGCUUGGUCCGGGAGCAGGAGGCUGGGCUGCUGCAGUUCCUCCGCCUGGAUGGCUUCUCUGUGUUGAUGCGGGCCAUGCAGCAGCAUGUGCAAAAGCUCAAGGUCAAGUCGGCAUUUCUGCUGCAGAACCUGCUGGUGGGCCACCCGGAACACAAAGGGACCCUGUGCUCCAUGGGGAUGGUCCAGCAGCUGGUGGCCCUCAUCCGGACAGAACACAGCCCCUUCCAUGAGCACGUGCUUGGAGCCCUGUGCAGCCUGGUGACAGACUUCCCCCAGGGUGUGCGGGAGUGUCGGGAGCCGGAGCUGGGCCUGGAGGAGCUGCUCCGCCACCGCUGUCAGCUGCUGCAGCAGCAUGAGGAGUACCAGGAGGAGCUGGAGUUCUGUGAAAAGCUGCUACAGACCUGCUUCUCCAGCCCAACGGAUGACAGCAUGGAUCGGUGAAAUCUGCUUGCUUCUGGCCCCUCUGUGGGAACUCCAGGCCUCCUGCCUCCCUCCCACCCAUAAGGCCCUCUCCCAAGGGAGAGCAGGGCCUUGUUGGUGCUGGGCCAGGGCGUGCCAGCCUGUUUCUGCUCAGCCUCUAGGAGUGGAGCCGAGAAAGGCACCAGCUCCUGGACCCCACCUCACGUUCUCACUCCAUUCCCCCUUCUGUGUCCACACUGUCUUCAAUAAAGGCGUUUCUCCUCCUCCUUCA